This is a messenger RNA of Malaclemys terrapin pileata, 1422 nucleotides long. RefSeq names its product EARP complex and GARP complex interacting protein 1 (gene EIPR1). The record is from RefSeq and is a predicted model, not a curated record. Bases 101 to 1264 code for a protein of 387 amino acids. NCBI's taxonomy places the organism in Eukaryota, Metazoa, Chordata, Testudines, Emydidae. Gene Ontology annotation, biological process: protein ubiquitination. Gene Ontology annotation, molecular function: protein binding. The transcript is spliced from 9 exons.
CUAGCGAGUAACGUAUGAAACAGGGGAGCCGGCUCCGGCUGGGGGAAAGGGACGUGCGGCUGUUGAAGGCGGGCCCUGCGGGAGCAGCUGUGGGGACGUCAUGGAGGAUGACUCGCCAGUGAUCUAUGGGCUGGAGUUCCAGGCCCGUGCUUUAACACCCCAGAUAGCAGAAACGGAUGCAAUUCGAUUUUUGGUUGGGACACAGUCUCUCAAAUAUGAUAAUCAGAUUCACAUAAUAGAUUUUGAUGAUGAAAAUAACAUUAUAAACAAAAAUGUUCUCAUCCAUCAAGCGGGUGAAAUUUGGCACAUUAGUGCCAGUCCUGCAGAUAAAGGUGUGCUAGCAACCUGCUACAAUAAAACUUCAGACAGUAAAGUCAUGACAUGUGCGGCUGUUUGGAGGAUGCCGAAGGAAUUGGAAUCAGGCAGUCAUGAAUCCCCUGAUGAUUCAUCAAGCAACACUCAAACCCUGGAGCUACUCUGUCACCUUGACAACACAGCCCAUGGCAAUAUGGCCUGUGUUAUAUGGGAGCCAAUGGGAGAUGGUAAAAAGCUCAUUUCACUGGCUGAUAAUCACUUAUUAUUGUGGGAUUUGCAAGAAAGCUCAAGCAACGCCGUGCUCUCCAAUUCUGCUGCAUUGGAAGGAAAAGGGCAAUUAAAAUUUACUUCCGGACGAUGGAGUCCACACCACAAUUGUACACAGGUUGCAACAGCCAAUGAUACUGCCAUUCGAGGAUGGGAUACACGAAGUAUGAGACAGAUCUAUUACAUAGAAAAUGCACAUGGACAGCUGGUACGGGACCUAGACUUCAAUCCCAAUAAACAGUACUACCUGGCUAGUUGUGGAGAUGACUGCAAGGUGAAAUUCUGGGAUACUAGAAAUGUCACUGAGCCAGUGAAGACACUAGAGGAGCAUUCCCACUGGGUAUGGAAUGUACGAUACAAUCAUUCUCAUGACCAGUUAGUCCUUUCAGGCAGCAGUGAUAGCAGAAUCAUUCUGUCUAACAUGGUAUCAAUUUCUUCUGAGCCCUUUGGACAUCUGGUAGAUGAUGAUGAGCUUAGUGACCAAGAGGACCACCAUCAAGAGGAGAAGACUAAAGAGCCCCUUCAGGACAGCAUAAUAGCUACCUAUGAAGAACAUGAAGACAGUGUAUAUGCAGUGGAAUGGUCCUCAGCAGACCCAUGGCUUUUUGCUUCUUUGAGUUAUGACGGGAGACUUGUUAUUAACAGAGUUCCCAGAGCACUUAAAUAUCAUAUACUGUUAUAAUUUGUUUGGAUUAUGAUAUAAUCAUUAUCUUGGCAUCAUUUUUAGAAGCUUUAAAUGUAUUGAUAAUUGUUUAGCUGUCCAAGUACAAUACUUUUUUGUUCAGUGUAAACAUUUAAACAUAAUUAAUACAUAAAACAAUAAAAUAAACUUGACUAAAA